AUGGCGGACGCUGCGCCCGACGACGAUGGCGAUGCGACUGCUACCUCGCCCAAGCACAUGGAGGCAGACGAAGCGAAUCUGCCAAGCGCCGUCUCGAUCCAUGAGGCCAUCCGCAUGGUCGGCUACGGACGCUUCCAGCGGACGCUCCUCGUUGUCUCGGGGCUCAUGUUCAUGGCCGAUGCAACCGAAGUCAUGCUGCUCUCGUUCCUUCAGGUGCUCGUGAAGGACGAGUGGCACCUGAGCUACGCACAGGAAGCCGGCAUCACGGCCGCGGUCUUUGCCGGCGAGCUGCCCGGCGCGCUCUUUUGGGGCUACUUUGGCGACAAGUACGGGCGGCGCAUGGGCUUUCUCUGGUCCGCGCUCUGCAUUGCGAUCUUUGGCGUGCUCUCCGCCUUUGCGACCAACGUCUACUACCUCAUGGCGUGUCGGGCCGUCGUCGGCUUUGGCGUCGCCGGAUCACUUGUUCCGUUCGACCUCAUGGCCGAGUUUCUGCCCGACAAGGAGCGCGGGCGCAUCCUCCUCUACUUCCAGCUCUUCUGGACGGUUGGCAUUGGCUUCGUUGCCGUCUUGGCGUGGUCGGUCCUCGACCGCCUCGGAUGGCGCUGGCUCACAGGUCUCUGCGCCACGCCACUCGUGCUCGUGCUGGCGUCGUUUCCGUGGAUGCCAGAGUCGCCCAAGUGGCUCUGCGAUCAGAUGCGCUUUGACGAAGCCCUCGUCGUGCUGCGCAUGACGGCGUGCCUCAACGGCACCGAGCUCGAUCCGACUCUGAGCUUGCGUCCGAUGGAGUCGACCAAGUACAACAAGCACCGAGGCGUCCAAGAGCUUUGCGGGCCCGUACUGCGGCGCACGUCGAGCAUGCUCUUCCUCAUUUGGUUUGGCUUUGGGCUUGCCUACUAUGGUAUCAUCCUGCUCUUCCCGCGCCUGUUUGCGCAGUCGUCGUCGUCGUCACGCGAGACGUUCAACUACAUGAGCAUCUUCCUCGCUGCACUCGCUGAAGUCCUUGGUGUUCUCGGCACGAUCGCUGUCGUUGACCGCUGGGGUCGUCGAGGCACUCAGAUCGUAUUGUAUGGUGUGGCUGCAGCCGCCGUGCUCGCAUCGGCCGCCGAGUGGAGCUUAUGGCUCUUGACGUUGCUUGCGAUGCUUGCACGGGCAGCGAUCAUGGGUGCGUCCAGCACGACGUGGCUGGCGACGCCCGAGGCGUUUCCAACGCAUGUGCGUACCACGGGCCAUGGUAUUGCCAGUGGCAUGGCUCGCAUCGGAGGGUUCCUCACACCCUUCUUGGCAGACGCGCCCGGCAUGACCGUCGAGUACAUCUGCGGCAUCUACGGCAUCGUGCUUGCCUUCACGGCGCUUGCUGCGUGCGGCCUCCCGUCUGAUCCGAGAGAUCCCGAUGACAUUGCGCUCUCGACCGAGCUCCAAGGACUCACGACGACGGAAGAAAGCAGUUCCACCAACAUCACUUCGAGCAGUGACGAUUUGUGA
This is a messenger RNA of Saprolegnia parasitica CBS 223.65, 1482 nucleotides long. RefSeq lists its product as hypothetical. Gene Ontology annotation, molecular function: transmembrane transporter activity. The transcript has 7 exons. The coding region runs from base 1 to 1482 and encodes 493 amino acids. Gene Ontology annotation, cellular component: membrane. NCBI's taxonomy places the organism in Eukaryota, Oomycota, Saprolegniomycetes, Saprolegniales, Saprolegniaceae. The record is from RefSeq and is a predicted model, not a curated record. Gene Ontology annotation, biological process: transmembrane transport.